This is a messenger RNA of Lactuca virosa, 1502 nucleotides long. Lineage: Eukaryota; Viridiplantae; Streptophyta; Magnoliopsida; Asterales; Asteraceae. The record is from the annotation of a GenBank genome assembly.
GAUUGGAAUAAGAUAGAAAUAAGCAUGAAUCAGUAGAGUCUAAAAACGGAUCAGCCUAGCUUAGCCAAUGGAUCAAAGGACCAACCACAAGCCCCAAAAUGAUGAGCUGACCCAACACAUUCUCUCCGAUCACCGGAGCUCGCAGGUGGUUCCGGAGCCCACAGGGGAAGUGGUGAGCUCGGAGCUGGAGGAGAUACUAUCGGACACCAGUUUAACCUCCUUCCGGCGAUACAAAAAGGCGUUGUCCCUUGAACUUGUUAGCUUAUUCCGGCUAGCUGGUCCCACUGUCUUAAUUUACUUGCUGAACAACUUGACGUCGAUCUCCACCCAAAUCCUCUGCGGCCACCUUGGUACCCUUCAGCUCGCAGCCGCCACUCUCGGCAACAAUGGUGUACAAAUGUUUGUUUAUGGUGUUAUGCUUGGGAUGGGGAGUGCAGUGGAGACUCUAUGUGGUCAAGCAUUUGGAGCUAAGCAAUACGGAAUGCUCGGUGUUUACCUUCAAAGAUCCACCAUACUUUUAAUGCUGACAGGGAUUCCUCUUUUGUUGAUCUACAUCUACUCCAAAUCCCUUCUCAUGUUACUCGGCCAAUCAAAAGAAAUCUCCUCCGCAGCCUCCCUGUUCAUCUUCGGACUCAUCCCGCAGAUAUUUGCCUACGCAGCCAACUUCCCAAUCCAAAAAUUCCUUCAAGCCCAAAGCAUCGUCAACCCCAGCACCUACAUCGCCGCCGGGAUCUUCUUUGUUCACCUUCCGUUGUCCUAUCUUAUGAUGUACGUCUUCGACUGGGGGCUACUGGGUGGCGCGUUGGUUUUGAGUUUUUCAUGGUGGGUGAUUGUGCUGGCGCAGUUUGUGUAUAUCCUCAAGAGUGAUCGGACUAAGGAGACGUGGACUGGGUUUAGUGUAUUGAUUUUGAUCGGUGGUUUGCUUCCUAAUCCGGAAAUAGCGUUGGAUGCUUUGGCUGUUUGUUCAAGGAUUCUCGUAUGGGUUUACACGAUUUCAAUUGGGUUCAGUGCUGCUGCAAGUGUGAGAGUUAGCAACGAGCUAGGUGCAGGACAUCCUAAAUCUACUUCAUUUUCGGUUAUAGUGAUGACAUUCGACCUCGUUCAUUUCAUCCUCGAAGGCAUUCAACCUAUCCUUUCAGGGGUUGCGGUUGGAUGUGGAUGGCAAUCAUUUGUUGCAUAUGUAAAUAUUGGAUGCUAUUAUAUGGUUGGAAUUCCCAUUGGUGUCGUGUUUGCCUUCUAUUUUGACUUUGGUACUAAGGGAAUAUGGUUGGGGUUGGUCGGCGGUAUGUUGAUGCAGGCAAUGAUUUUGUGUUGGGUUAUUUUUCGAACGGAUUGGAAUAAAGAGGUAAAAUUUGCGAAUAUUCGAGUGAAGCAAUGGCAACAUAAGUAAAAAGAGGAAUCAUUGUUAAGCAAUUAAGAUCUUUUUUAUUUUUAGUAUUUCAUUGUUUUUUAACUAUAUUUUAAUUUUUUUAGAGCAACAUAAGGUGACAUUUGUGUGCAAU